Molecule: messenger RNA, 1125 nt
Organism: Geodia barretti
Lineage: Eukaryota; Metazoa; Porifera; Demospongiae; Tetractinellida; Geodiidae
Source: the annotation of a GenBank genome assembly
AUGGCUUAUCGCAAGGCAAGGGUCAUCUUGACCACGAUUGGCAUCACCGUGCUAAUCGCCCUUAUUUUGAUGUUGGGGGGAAUCAUGAAUGGGAUGCGCAUCCAAGCGCAGCAAUACCCUAAAUUCACAGGAGCGGAUAUUUGGAUCUCCGCAGAAGGCUCCGGCAGCGCAUUUAUCGGUUUUUCACUGCUUGUCCCAGAACACCUUGCCUAUCUCGAUGGCGCACCGCCUUUGAAACCCCAAUCGUUGUCACCACUUGUUUUCGCACAUGCGCGACCUGUAAUUCGUGGAAAACUUGGCAAAGCGGUUGUUGUGGGAUACAAGGUGGGCAAAUUGGGGGGACCGACGCAGUUUGAGUUAACCGAGGGACGAAUGGUUACUGCUAGUGAAUAUGAGGGAUGGGCGGAAGCGGAUAUUCCACCACGUGAGGUUGUCGUCGAUGAAAAGAUGAAUCUCGAAAUCGGGGAACGGAUUUUGAUCGGGAACAAAGACCUCAAAGUGGUUGGAAAAGCAAAGAGCCUGAUGUUUGUUCUCGACACGCCGCUGCUGUUUAUGGAUCUUCGGACUGCACAGGAAGUGCUGCUUAAAAACUCACUUCACGUCAAUAUGAUGAUAGCUCAAGCAGCAGAAGGAUAUACGCCUGAAAAAGCCGCGAAGGAUCUCGAAAACUUCGAUGCAGAACUUAAAACGAUUGAUGUACGCACCCUUAAACAAACGCUUGGCGAUAUUAUUGCUACCUAUGUAGAUGAGCCGAUGAAGGCUGUUCAAUUUCUGCGGGUAAUGCUCUGGAUUGCCGCGGGGCUUAUCGUCGGAAUGAUCACCUACGUCACAACGCUCGAAAAGACACAAGAGAUUGGUGUCCUCAAAGCGAUAGGGGCGUCUAAUUUUUACAUUUCGUCGUUGAUAAUCAAGCAGGUUGUUCUGAUGUCGGUGGCCGGUGUUGUUUGUGGGCUGAUUUUGUCGUACAUCUUUGCUGUCGCUGCGCCAAUCUUCGUGUCAAUUCACCCGGUCGAAUCAGGCAUUGUCGUGCUUAUCAGCUUUGUUGUGUGUUGCGCCGGCGGUUACCUCGCUGCGCGAAAAGCGAUCGCCGUUGACCCAAUGGUCGCAUUUAGAGGUGAGGUCUAA